AUGCCAGCUGGAGACGACCUGCUGCGGUACUUUAUUGUGCCUGGCAAGUCCUCUGGGAACUUCCCAGUCUCUCCCUCCAAGUCUCCACCUAGUUCACCAAUCUCACAUUCUUCCCACCAAGAAGAGUACUGGCGCGCCUUAGGCCAGCUGCAAGACGAGCCUAAAUCUCCAACGAACAGCCGUAAGAGACGAGAGAUGGAAGCUGACACGGCCCCCUGCGUUCCCGCAUUCUCUGGUCCCUCCAACAUGCCUGGCCAGAUUCUCUCCAUCGAAGAGUUCAGAGCCCUCCGCCAGAACUCCACUCCCACCGCCACAGACGCACUGGAAGCUCCACAGCCUCGUGCCCUCGCACCUCGCUCAUCCAGAUACACCAUCGAGCUCCAUGAGAAGUACCAGGCAUACGGAAUUCCGCGACCAGACUUCGUUUUUAGUGGGGAUAGUGUUGUGGGGUUCUGCGUGAGGACCGACUUCUUGGGAAGGGAGCUGCGUGUGGAUGGAUCGUGUGGCAGCAAGCAGGAGGCAAAGGAGACACUGAGCGAGAUAUGUAUGGGCGUAAUUGAUGAGUUGGAAAGGGAAGGAAAGCUGGAGCGUGCGCCCAAGGCGAAGAAGCAGAAGACACAAACUACACAGCAGGAAGUGGUAAAGAAGGAGAAGGAGAUUGUCGUCAAUUACAUCGGACAACUGCUUGAGUUCCGACGCUCAACUGCCUCUUCUCAACCCACUUACGUCGACUAUCAGCUCGGUCAAUCCUUCUCUUGUGAAUUGACCAUCGACGGCCACCCAUCCACUUUUGGCGACCGAACCACAUACUUCCCCUCCAAGAAAGCUGCCCGCCAGCACGCUGCCGGCUGCGCAGUCAAGCAUUUCCAAGCAGAAGGCCUCUGGCCAGACACCUACACCGAGCUCGGCGGCAUCAAGAAAGUCAAGUCUCCCCCUCUUUCCGACUCAAACACCCCCACCCCUUUGGCGUCCACAGACCCUGUCGACACUCUUGCAGGCGCAUCUUCCUACGCCCAAUGCGUCGCCCAAAUCGCAGCCCAACUCGGUCUCAACACUCCAGAGUGGCGCUACGCCCCCUCUCCCGCCGCGGCGCAAGGUUUCCACACCGUAUCGUGCUUCUUCAAGAAUGGGGGACCGCAUGAGGGACCGAUCGGAGAGGUGAGACAUGUGUUUGGGAAGAAGAAGGCGAAGGAGGAGUGUGGGAUGUUGGUCCUACAGUAUUUGAAGGGUGUCAGGGAGAAGAGGAUGGAAUAUGCGCGGGGGGUUAUGGCGGGGAUGAAGGGGGACACUGAGGUGGUUGCAAGCAGGGCUGUUGGCAAGCCGGCCGGAGGUGAGGUGGAGUUUAGAACCGGCGAAGAGACCAGCGAAGACGAGGGCUUCGAUACGGCAAACGAGGCCAUGGACUAG
This is a messenger RNA of Didymosphaeria variabile, 1407 nucleotides long. RefSeq lists its product as uncharacterized. The transcript has 2 exons. NCBI's taxonomy places the organism in Eukaryota, Fungi, Ascomycota, Dothideomycetes, Pleosporales, Didymosphaeriaceae. The record is from RefSeq and is a predicted model, not a curated record. The coding region runs from base 1 to 1407 and encodes 468 amino acids.